Messenger RNA from Aphanomyces invadans, 1684 nucleotides. RefSeq lists its product as hypothetical. Gene Ontology annotation, molecular function: oxidoreductase activity, acting on the aldehyde or oxo group of donors, disulfide as acceptor. Gene Ontology annotation, biological process: branched-chain amino acid catabolic process. The record is from RefSeq and is a predicted model, not a curated record. The coding region runs from base 390 to 1397 and encodes 335 amino acids. The transcript is spliced from 8 exons. NCBI's taxonomy places the organism in Eukaryota, Oomycota, Saprolegniomycetes, Saprolegniales, Verrucalvaceae.
GGGCAUUUGUGAAGAGUUCUCACGACACGCGCACAGCCUAGAAUCAUGGCGCUUCGAUUCCUCACCAAGUCGAUGCCGUUGGCGGUCGCCCGCACCCAGCGCCGAUUUUUGGCCCCGUCGGCUUCUUCGAAACACAUGUCUACGGUUGUUGGAUCGGGUACACACAAUGGAAUUGAGCAAUCUGCUCGAAGACUACUUUGUAAUGUCGCGUAGGCGAGUUUCCUGGUGGACAAACAGUGCCGUACGUCAACACGAUCGCCGUGGUUGACCCCAAGGAAAAAGACGUGAUCCCUGCCUACCGCAUCCUCGAUCAACAAGGCAAACUCGUUCCAGGUGGCCAAGUUCCGGAAGGAUUGACGGAGGAAGUCGUCGUCGAUCUUUACAAGGGCAUGAUCCGCUUGAACCAAAUGGACAACGUGUUUUACGAUGCCCAACGACAGGGUCGCAUUUCGUUUUACAUGACUGCAUUCGGCGAAGAAGGCACUUUGUUUGGCAGUGCUGCUGCCAUCAAGCCUCGCGACAUGGUGUUCGCCCAAUACCGUGAAGCUGGUGUGCUCAUGUACCGCGGAUUCACGUUGGACCAAUUUGCCGAUCAAUUGUUCAGCAAUGAAGGCGACUUGGGCAAGGGGCGUCAAAUGCCAGUGCAUUACGGCUCCAAGGAACUCAACUACCAAACGGUGUCGUCGCCACUGGCCACGCAAUUGCCCCAGGCCGCUGGUGCUGCGUACGGGUUCAAGGUCGCCAAAGAAGACCGAAUUGCAAUUUGCUACUUUGGCGAGGGUGCUGCAAGUGAAGGCGACUUCCAUGCUGCGCUCAACUUUGCCGCGACCCGCGACUGCCCCGUGCUUUACUUUGCCCGAAACAACGGCUAUGCUAUCAGUACGCCUGUCAAGGACCAAUUCCGUGGCGACGGUAUCGCGUCGCGCGGUGCUGGGUAUGGCAUUCCCGUGAUCCGAGUGGACGGAAACGAUCUCUUCGCCGUGUACGAAGUGACGAAGAAGGCCCGCGAGUUAAUCAUGACCGGUGGCCGACCCGUCCUCGUCGAAGCCAUGUCAUACCGCCAGGGCCACCACUCGACAUCGGACGACUCGACCCGAUACCGCGAAGUGUCUGAGAUCAAGUACUGGAAAGAUACCAACUGCCCGAUCAACCGAUUGAAGCUCUACAUGUUGGACCAAGGGUGGUGGUCGGAAGAGCGAGACCAAGCAUUGAAGGAUGCCGAGCGCACCAACGUGCUGCAAGCGCUCGCCAAGGCAGAAGCCAAAGGCAUCCCCGAGAUGCAAACCAUGUUUGACGAUGUCUACCAUGAAAAGCCGCGUCAUAUCCAGGAGCAAGAACAAGAGAUGCUCGACCACGUGGCCAAAUACCCCGACCACUACGCGUCGGAUGGCCAUUAGAAAACCAAUUGAACAUACCCCAUGCAGACGAAUUAAAGCGCCCUUUCUUCACUCGAACCGGACCUGCAGCACAGUGCAAGGCACUCGUUGCUGCGGGAGUUGUGUUUAAGCGACUACUCAGCCCAUGCGACCACCAGUCUUUCCAUUCAAUGCAAUACAAACAGGAUUAACGUCAAAACUGGUGGCUGCAAGACCUGAAUGAGCACACAGGGAUCGAAGAGGAACGAAGGCCGCACGUCUGACGAACAGGAGGACUGGUUACGUAAUUCUAUCGCUCAGUACCUUGG